Molecule: messenger RNA, 3158 nt
Organism: Sphaeramia orbicularis (orbiculate cardinalfish)
Lineage: Eukaryota; Metazoa; Chordata; Actinopteri; Kurtiformes; Apogonidae
Gene: atp6v0a1b
Product: ATPase H+ transporting V0 subunit a1b
Exons: 22
Coding region: 119-2731 (870 amino acids)
Biological process (GO): proton transmembrane transport; vacuolar acidification
Cellular component (GO): plasma membrane; vacuolar proton-transporting V-type ATPase complex; vacuolar proton-transporting V-type ATPase, V0 domain
Molecular function (GO): ATPase binding; proton-transporting ATPase activity, rotational mechanism
Source: RefSeq, a predicted model, not a curated record
CGCUUCCGGCUCCAUCUCAUCUUUAGUUUGUGUAACUUGACGCAUCUGGUCCUUAAUCUCCGCAUCCAGCAUCUCUGACAAACGACUGGUGUAGGGGGGCUACAGGGUGGUGUCAACCAUGGGGGAACUGUUCAGGAGUGAGGAGAUGACGCUGGCCCAGCUGUUCCUCCAGUCAGAGGCGGCUUACUGCUGUGUCAGUGAACUGGGAGAACUGGGAAUGGUCCAGUUCAGAGACCUGAAUCCAGAUGUCAACGUGUUUCAGCGAAAGUUUGUGAAUGAAGUCAGAAGGUGUGAGGAGAUGGAUCGGAAGUUACGAUUUGUGGAGAAAGAGAUCAAGAAGGCCAGCAUUCCUACGGUGGACACCGGAGAAAACCCGGAGGUUCCUUUUCCAAGAGACAUGAUCGACCUUGAGGCGACCUUCGAGAAGCUGGAGAAUGAGCUGAAAGAGAUCAACACCAACCAGGAAGCCCUGAAGAAGAACUUCCUGGAGCUGACGGAGCUCAAACACAUCCUCCGCCGAACGCAGCAGUUCUUCGAUGAGAUGGAGGAUCCCAACCUGCUGGAGGAAUCCUCCGCCCUGAUGGAGGGCAGCGAGGGGGGGCGUGGCGCUCCACUCCGACUGGGAUUUGUGGCCGGUGUGAUCAGCAGGGAGAGGAUCCCCACCUUUGAAAGGAUGCUGUGGAGGGUGUGUCGGGGGAAUGUCUUCUUGAGGAAGGCUGAGAUUGAAGACCCUCUAGAAGACCCCACCACGGGAGAUCAAGUGCACAAAUCCGUGUUCAUCAUCUUCUUCCAAGGAGACCAGCUGAAGAACAGAGUGAAAAAGAUCUGUGAGGGGUUCCGGGCCUCUCUCUACCCCUGUCCUGAAACCCCCCAGGAGAGGAAGGAGAUGCUGGCGGGGGUCAACAGCCGCAUUGACGACCUCCAGAUGGUGUUGAACCAAACAGAGGACCACAGACAGAGAGUGUUACAGGCUGCCUCCAAGACCAUGCGAGUGUGGUUCAUCAAGGUGAGGAAGAUGAAGGCCAUCUACCACACACUCAACCUCUGCAACAUCGACGUGACCCAGAAGUGUCUGAUCGCUGAGGUGUGGUGUCCCGUCUCAGACCUGGACUCCAUCCAGUUCGCUCUGCGCAGAGGGACCGAGAGAAGUGGCUCCACAGUUCCAUCCAUACUCAACAGGAUGCAGACUAAACAGACUCCACCCACCUUCAACAAAACCAACAAGUUCACAUCGGGCUUUCAGAACAUUGUUGACGCUUACGGCAUCGGGAACUACAGAGAAAUCAACCCAGCUCCGUACACCAUCAUCACCUUCCCUUUCCUAUUUGCUGUGAUGUUUGGAGACAUGGGUCAUGGUGUGUUAAUGACCUGUGCUGCCCUGUACCUGGUCAUCCGAGAGAGUCGCCUGCUCGCUCAGAAGAGUGACAAUGAGAUGUUCAACAUGGUGUUUGCCGGUCGCUACAUCGUCCUCCUGAUGGGGAUCUUCUCCAUCUACACAGGCGUCAUCUACAACGACUGUUUCUCCAAGUCACUCAACAUGUUCGGUUCUGGAUGGAGCGUCAGGCCCAUGUUUGGCCCCAAAGGAGCAAACUGGACGAAAGAAAUUGGUGAGAAUGCAGUUCUGCAGCUGGACCCAGCCGUUCCUGGAGUCUUCAAUGGGCCUUAUCCACUUGGAAUUGACCCGAUAUGGAACCUGGCUACCAACAAGCUGACCUUCCUCAACUCCUUCAAAAUGAAGAUGUCUGUGAUCCUGGGUGUUAUCCACAUGCUCUUUGGAGUCACUCUCAGCCUCUUCAACCACCUGUACUUCAAGAAGCCCCUGAACAUCUUCCUGGGCUUCAUCCCAGAGAUUGUCUUCAUGUCAUCUCUGUUUGGAUAUCUGGUGUUGUUGGUGUUCUAUAAGUGGACGGCGUACGAUGCUUUCACCUCCAAGGAUGCACCCAGCCUCCUCAUCCACUUCAUCAACAUGUGUCUGUUUAACUACAACGACCCGAGCAACAAGCCCCUCUACAGGGGACAGAUGGGGAUCCAGGUUUUGUUGGUGCUCAUUGCCCUUGCAUGUGUACCCUGUAUGCUGAUUGUGAAAACUAUGGUGCUUCGGCGUCAGCACCUGUGGAAAAAGCACCUGUCCCAGAAGAGGGAAGAAACCCCUGCAGAGAAUCUAGAGCAGUAUUUAGAGCAAACAGACGUUUCCUCAUCAUGCACCGGACUCACCCAACAGGGCACGGCCAAGUUUGGAGGAGUCCGAGUGGGCAACGGGCCCACGGAGGAUGAGGCUGGCAUCAUGGACCACGACCAGCUGUCCCAACAUUCAGAGGAGGGGGAUGAGCAUGCAGAGGAGGAGCCGUUUAACUUCGGUGAUGUGGCGGUCCAUCAGGCCAUUCACACCAUCGAGUACUGUCUGGGAUGCAUCUCCAACACGGCGUCGUACCUGCGCCUCUGGGCCCUCAGCCUGGCUCAUGCACAGCUGUCGGAGGUGCUGUGGUCCAUGGUCAUGCACCUGGGCCUGUCCUCUCGGAGCGGGGGCGGGUUCUUUGGCCUGUCCAUCAUCUUUGCGGCCUUCGCCACCCUCACUGUUGCCAUCCUGCUCGUCAUGGAGGGGUUGUCUGCUUUCCUACACGCACUGCGUUUGCACUGGGUGGAGUUCCAGAACAAGUUCUACACGGGCCAGGGUUUUAAAUUCAUCCCCUUCUCCUUCGAGAGUAUCCUGGAAGGACGCUUUGACGAGUGACGGCCUCCAGCGUCCGUCCACUGACCCCUCCCCCCCAGUUUCCCUCCUGUUGUUGUGUGUGAGCAUGAACCCAAAUGCAGCCCUCUGUCGUCCUCUAGUGGUCAUUUGUGAAUCAGUGGUAGAUUUCUGCAGUUUUCCAGGUGAACUGUUGUGUAUCCUGUUGAAUGGAUGUGAUCAGCUCACAAUAAAGUGCAUGAAACAACUGAUAAGUAACAGACGCCAUAAAGAAGGGCCUCGAUCUGAUCCGAUGAUAUGAACUCAUAUAUUCAGUCAUUUGAACCUGUUCAACUGUCCUCCCUCCAAUAUGCAUAUGUUUUCAUUCCAUUCAAGUUCAAUACAUGAAAGUAGCAUGAUGUUUGUACCUGAUGUAUAUGUAAGACUCAAACACCUGCAAUAUGUAAUUGUGUUGUUUAAAUCUUAAAACAUU